AUGAGUUUGGAACUAGAACAGGCUGAACCAUGUGCCUUUGUUUCCCAAACAUUACAUCAUGGCAUCCAUAGCAUCAUACUGAAACAUCAACAGCAGACGCAGACCGAGAGCAUAAUGUAUACUCUAUAUGCUAUUCUGUCUAUCAUCACAGUAUGUGGAAACCUUCUUGUAAUAAUCUCCAUCAUUUACUUCAAACAGCUCCACACUCCUACAAACUCUCUCAUCCUCUCUCUGGCUGUGGCUGACCUGCUUGUUGGGAUUGUAGUUUUUCCUUUCAGCAUGGCGUUCUCUCUUAGCUCAUGUAUUUAUCAUGAGGUGAUAUUUUGCAAAGUGAGAAGCAGUUUUGACAUAUCACUGAGCACAGCUUCUAUUCUGAACUUGUGUUGCAUAUCUGUUGACAGAUAUUGUGCAGUGUGUCAGCCUCUGACAUACAGGACGAGGAUAACUCAUCGUGGUAUUGUGGUCAUGAUCCUGCUGAGUUGGGGGGUUUCUGCUCUGAUUGGAAUUUGUGUCAUAAUUGCUGGACUAAACAAUGACAAAUGUGAGGAAAGGUGUUUAAUUGAUGUUCUCAUAGAAAACACUAUUGGACCUAUUUUGUCAUUUUAUCUCCCAGUGAUCAUAAUGCUCUGUAUCUACCUAAAGAUUUUCCUUGUGGCACAGAGACAGGCACGCAGCAUCCAGAACACAAAGUCUGGAGCAACUGUCAGUAAGAUGGAGAGAAAGGCCACCAAAACUCUGGCUAUUGUUUUAGGAGUUUUUCUCCUCUGUUGGACUCCUUUCUUUCUUUGUAUCACCGUUCUGCCGUUCAUUAAUGAUUCAGUGCCGAUUCCACUGAUUGAAACUCUGAACUGGCUUGCACUGUCAAAUUCAAUGCUCAAUCCUUUUAUUUAUGCGUUCUUCUACAGCUGGUUCAGAUCAGCUUUCAGGAUCAUCAUUUCUGGAAAAAUAUUUCGCGGUGAUUAUACAAAUUCAAAACUGCUUUGA
Plectropomus leopardus (leopard coralgrouper) is the source of this 984-nucleotide messenger RNA. Lineage: Eukaryota; Metazoa; Chordata; Actinopteri; Perciformes; Serranidae. The record is from RefSeq and is a predicted model, not a curated record.